This is a messenger RNA of Triticum aestivum (bread wheat), 1068 nucleotides long. RefSeq names its product cytosolic endo-beta-N-acetylglucosaminidase 1-like. The coding region runs from base 671 to 1006 and encodes 111 amino acids. Gene Ontology annotation, biological process: protein deglycosylation. The record is from RefSeq and is a predicted model, not a curated record. NCBI's taxonomy places the organism in Eukaryota, Viridiplantae, Streptophyta, Magnoliopsida, Poales, Poaceae. The transcript is spliced from 4 exons. Gene Ontology annotation, molecular function: mannosyl-glycoprotein endo-beta-N-acetylglucosaminidase activity.
CGGCAUCACUCCCAUCCAAUUUGCAGGGGUUUCAAAUGGAUCUGGAGACAGGAAGCAUCUGUUUUCUUUAAGCCACCACACCUGUUUGAUAUCCAUCCAAACAACAUGUUUUAAAUCGAGGCCGUUUCUAAUUUUUCAUGUUCAUCAGAAACCCAAAACUCAGCCACAGGUUCAUAAUCAAUGGCCAGUGUAGAAGCCAGAAAAGGAUAAUUUCCAAGAUAUUGUUAGUAGUAACUACACAAUCCUUUUUUCGGAAGAACAACUACACAAUCAAAGAGCAGGUGAUGGAUGCACAGUUCAGUUUCUGAACAAAAGACAAUUCAGAUUGCCCAUGGUCAUCAUUUUGUUAUGAGAUACUAUUACUUACUAGCCAGAGGAAAACCUCAACUUCUGAAGGGACUUGUAUUUUCUAUAUGGGAGAAAUAAAGGCUCGAGUCACUCCCCUGUAAUUAAUGUACAGAGCUGGUUGAGUAAACUCCGCUGUUGGUAUAUCUUUCAGGGCAACCAUGAGAUUGACCAGGUUAAUGCUGGAGGCUCAAGAUUUGUCCUGGGCUAAAAUUUCUUCCAAAGUUAAGCUUGAGAGUAUGGCCAUCCCACGCUUCAGAUUUCGUGGAGCGCUGUUGAUUGCGAAUGUGGUAAAGGGGCCAAUACUGAACAGCUAGGGGGACAGAUGCCAAACCAGGGUCAUGGUUACCAGGUAUCUUCUAAAGGUCAACAGGUCUCAGGUGAUCCAUGGAACAAUAUUCCUUGCCAAAGUUUUCAGCCGAUGCUCAAGUACACUGGAGAUGGAGUUCAACCACCAGUACAAACUUCUAUCAAUUUCAGGGAUAAGCCGUACAGUGGAGGGGAUUGUGUGACAGUCCAAGGAAGCCUCGGGCAGAACGCAAUUUUCUCAGAGCAGAAAAAGAAAAAGAAAAAAAUGGAGGACUUUCCUAGCGUCUUCGUUCUAAAAAAAAUGGAGGACUUUCCAUGCAAGAUGGAUAUGUACAUCUCUUUUUUUGGGUGAGAAAAUACAUUCCACUUGUUAUGCUAUUUUAACUAUCUUCCAACUGAUCAUUGAGCAUGGUC